AAUAACAAUCAGAAUCGUAUCGCUAGUGGCCCUUGAAUGUUGCUACUAGUCCAGACUUUAUUCAAUAUGUGUCAAAGUGCAUAAAUUAUCUGCUAAUAAUUAAUAAUGGAAAUGAUUCCAAGUACCGGUAUAGGAUUAACCUUCACGAACAAUGAUUAAUUGUUACUUAAUAACAAUGAAAACAAUGAAAAUCGUAUGAAAGAUAGUCCCUGAAUGUUGCUAGUGAUCUAUACUUGAUAUCACAAUAGCGAAAGUGCAUGAAUUAUCCCUGGAAAGUCAGAAAAUUAUUGACAAUGUCUACUAACGUUCGGUGGAGUGUCGCUAUCCUUGUCUUUCAUGUAGUUCUCUCUCUGUUUCCAUCGCACUCACUCUUUCCUUGUUUUUCAUGUUCCUUUCUCUCUCUUUCGCACACUCGCUCUAUCCUUGUCUUACAUAUUCCUUUCUCUUUCCUACACACGCACUCGAGCUACGGAUGUUCGGCUGCUAGAUGGCGAGUCGGUCAAGCGUAUUGCGUUUUGCGUUUUACGUUUUUAUUUGAAGUGUUAAUGGUUGUUUCAAAAAUGCUGGAGGUGCUUGGAAGUAGUGGUUCGGGAGGUGAUUUGAAACUUUCACCUUAGCGAAAAUGUUGUCUGAGGCUUCGUUAAGCAGAUAUUAACAGAAAACCCCGACCAAUCAGACCGCGAGUAUGCCGGUGCAGCGUGGCCUAUACUACUGCGGCCGUCUGGAAAAGUUCAGCGAACCCUGUUGCAGAUCGAGUAGUUCCAGUCUUUCUUUCGUGUGUCGCAGAUAGAGGCAGGAAACCAUUCCCCAUCCCAGCAAGCUUAAGUGCAGUCAGGUGCACCGCUCAAGUCAUAGUACUUUUGCAUCCAGCUUCUCGUACCACUAGUUAUGACCGAUGGUUACCGAUCACGUCGAUGAUAGGCAUCAUUUACAUAUCGACACGCCUGGGUUCAUCAUGGAUUACACGUCGAACAUCGCCGCGGUCUUCUAAUCUUCUACCGACGGGGAACCGAUCCCGAUCCGCGUCACGUGCGCGCGUGUGCCAUCCGCGCGUCUGCCGGCGACCGAUCGCCGCUCGCGUGGUUCCGUCGCGAGUUAGUGUGUGUUCUCAGUGUGUGACCUCCCAUGCCGGGAAAACGUGACGAUCCGGCGCAAGUGACACGCUCCGAGGUUCGAGGGGUCGACGAUCAGCAGCCUUAAUCCGGGCCUGGGUAUCGACUUUAUCCGCUCGUACGUGGUCCAGAUCACGCUCAGAUAUGCCGCCGGCCGGUAAUGAAGGACUGUGACAACCUGGCGGACGGCUCGGAGCGUGACUCCCCUUGGAGCUGUGGGGGUGGCAGCGGCAGUGGCCGCAGACCCCUCACCUCCAUUAUCGAGCACCUACGCACCUCCAAAAGCAGACUUCAUAAUGGUUCGGAGAAGAACGGAUUCCCCGAUGGCGGUGGUCCUUACGCGUAUCAAUUCGGUGAGGUGUCAGGUGAAAACGUGUCCGCGGGUUCUGGACCACGUGGAGGCGAUCGCGAAGAGGCGACUGACUUAGACACACACACGGAAAACAACGACGGGGCCACCCUGGCCGCCAACACAGCGGUCGACGCUAGGGGCGGAAGCCCCCAAGGUGCCCACCUCUCUGGUGCAACUACCCCUAGGCCACCUAGGAGUCGGAGGCGGCAGAAUCAGAAUGGUCUCAACACUACUCAAGUCAAAACAGAGCGCCUCACGCCAGACAAUAAUUCAACGUCUUCGAGAAGCGUGACGCCGUCGUCGUCUAGCCAUCCAGGAACGCCGCCAAAUGCUACCCCUUUGGGUGGACCUGAGGGCCCACCACCACCCUACCACCUCAAGCACAUGGAGCAGAUGAUGGAACAAAACUGUAGCGAUUUCAUGAGAAGGCUUGCUGCCAAGUACAAUAACGCCAACCCUAACGAUUACUUCAGUUCACCUAGGAACGGCUACCCUCCCGGUUUAGAUCCAAGGUUUCCGGCGUUUAAAACGGCCGCGACGCCCUUCGUCGGUUUGAUGGCGCCUCUGGGUGCACCUCAACCAUCGACUGUACCAACCACCUCACCUCUUUCUAGCAAAGACCCGAAGGAACAGAAGCAAGACAGUCUCUUCGGCAACCCGGUGUUUCCGCCUAUGCUCGAUAUGUCGUCGACGCAGGCUCUCUUGCACAUGGUGAGGACUGCGAACGCCGCGCAGAAUGCAGCUGAACUGGAAACCUACCUUAAAGGUGCAAACAAAAGAGACGCCGGGGUGACGAGUCCCCUGGACCUGUCGACUCCAGGAGGAUUCGCUCCUCGCAAGAGGCAGCGAGCGGAGACCAGGAGACCUGGAAGCGUAUCGCCUAAACCGAAGGCAACCCCAAGGCCCACAACACCACCCCCGGUUAGGUGUCCGUCUCUCUGCGGUCACAUGCCCUGCGGCGACGGCCAAGCUGUGAAUCGAUGGACCAUCGAGGAUGUCGUCAACUACGUGUCAUCGAUAGAUAGCUGCGCGGAGUACGCACAGAACUUCCGCGAGCAUCGCAUCGACGGUGCAGCGUUGCCGCUUCUCUCCGAGGACCACCUGACGGGCCCCAUGGGGAUGAAGCUGGGCCCGGCCCUGAAGCUGCGGGCCCUCCUGGCCCGAAAGCUCGGAGCCUGCACGGUGUGCUUGCAUUGCGCCCACUGUCAUCAGUCACCUCUCCCAGCGCUGACCGCGGCCGCAGCGGCGGCAGCGGUGUCGCAGCAGCAACACCAGCAACAGCAACAGCAACAACAGAUCCCUGGCAGACGACCGAGCAGCACGGGCAACUGACACAUGAUGGCGGGGCCUCCACUGGUCUUGCAGGGCGCAUCGACGUUCUCUUCGGACCCGAACAGGGCCCUCAGGAUAGAACGACGCGUGCAACGUCCGAUUCGCAAGCCGGAAGUCAUCUUCAAGAAACCAAUCAAGCAGUGACGCUGCACCUGUGUGGCCGUCACCGCGGACGCUAGUGUUUUGGAGACUCCGCCUAUUGUUUAAGUGUUCGUUUGGGACAUCGUUCGUGGGGGACACGAGUAAAAAGAUAGGGAAACGAUGAGGAAGGAGACGGGAUCUUUCUGAUAGUUGCAAUCGAGUACCUGGAGAAAGUGCUGCGAAGGAUCCUUGAAACACACGAGAAGGGUUACGUAAUGCGAACAUUUGUGUUAUAGACUGUGCUGCCUUAUUAAUUCGAGAUGGGGUUAGCUGGCCUUUCUAUACUUCUAUCUUCUUGGAAUAGUUUCGAGUGGUCUUGAAUAGUCUAGUAUGUUCAGUGGAAUGACCUUUUAAGUCUUCCAGCUCCAGGGAUGCUUCUCACCCUAUCUUCCAAAACUACCCACGAGAUUAUCAACUCGAUUAUGUUCAACCUUUAUCACUUCAAAACUUUUACAGCUCACUGUCAGUUGGAGUUACAAGGGUUCAAGUAGGGAAAUACAAUUGGCGUUGAAUAUCGACAUUUAUUUUGUUCUCCGGACCUAGACUGAACUUUCCUGGCUGUGUCUGUGGGUACUCCUCGUUAAAAAUGGCGUCAUUGCUGAGAAAUUUGGAGUUAUAAGGGUUCAAGUAGGCAAAUACAGUUGGAUUGAAUAUCGACAUUUAUUUUGUUCUCCGGACCUAGACUGAACUUUCUUGGCUGUGUCUGUGGGUACUCCUCGUUAAAAAUGGCGUCAUUGCUGAGAAAUUUGGAGUUAUAAGGGUUCAAGUAGGCAAAUACAGUUGGAUUGAAUAUCGACAUUUAUUUUGUUCUCUGGAUCUAGACUGAACUUUCCUGGCUGUGUCUGUGGGUACUCCUCGUUAAAAAUGGCGUCGUUGCUGAGAAAUUAUAUAUAGAGCAUAUUGUGAACCUGAACACCUAGACUGCGCAAAAAUUAUUAUUGCACAUCCAAGAAAUACUAUCGUUCAAAUUAACGCCAGGGCCAGCUACCAACACGAAAUCAUUAUAAAACAUGUUCCCAAACGAGUGUUCGCAUUAUCUUCCCCAACCCCUGCCGGUGGCAAUACGUGACUUCGGCGCGUUGUACUUAGACACCCGGGUAUGUUAGAAUCAAGUCCACGGUUACUGACCUUGAAAAGGAAUCCAGAGUCGAAGACUCGCUCAAUCCUCGACGCUACUCUCGCCUACUCACGGAACUUGUUGCAUUGGCUCGUACCUAUCCAGCUGCACGGGUGCGAACCAAGGACAAUAAUAUUUAAAAGUUCGUUGCGCCGCGAGGAAAGCGAUCGAUAUUUUUCAAGCAAGCUCCGAAGUACGUGGAAGCUGGUACCAGUUGUGAUUAACUCCGACGACGUUCUAGACGAUCGGCGGAUACUCGGUGCCUGAAACGAGUGUAUUCGCAAACCGAUUUAGAUUUCGUUUAAGAAGCGGCUGCCGGCGAUACAGGUCCGGCGCGGAUGUUGUCAGCCUGACGUACAAGGUUGAGAAUUGAGUAUCCGUAAUUGAGAAUCCGUGUUCUACGUUGAAUCGAACACGUUGGCUGACGUUGACAGACUUGUAUCACCGGUCGGGCUUCUGGAUCUCGGCGAGACGAGGCUUUCUUUCAUUCUCUUUAGCCGGGAGGAAGCGGAGGGUAACUAACAAAUGUUAACGUUGUUGCGUUGCCGCGGAAUCCGGUUAUGAAUUAGAAAUAGACACGCGAUCGCAGCGAAGAUGCCUGGAUCUGUAUAAUAACCGAAUUAAUUGGCUCUAACGUUCGCGGCAGAAAAGAAACGAUAUCGUGCGCCUGCGGGCUAAUUCAAAUUACAUCCUCCUCGUUGAAGAACCGUACGCCAGUCCAAUUAACCGGAAUUACGCCUUCGAUUGCUCGACAAUAAUUACAGUAACACCUUGUAUAGAAUGCUUAAAAAUUGAGACAGCUGAUUAUCAAUAAGCGAAGCACGAGAAUCGUUUCGUUGCGAUAGGUUGAACUUUAAUGGCUUGGUUGGAAAGGGUUGUUAACAGGAUGUAGCGAAAUGGAGAUCGAGCUGAAGAGACAUGUGGUGGCGGAAGUUCUUGGUCAUAGAAUUUUAUCAAUAUUCGAUACACUACUGUAACUUGUUGUGGUGUAUAGACAAUCAAUAAUUACAGUAGUGCCUUGUAUGUAAUGCUUACAAAUUGAGACAGCUGAUUAUCAAUAAGUGAAGCACGAGAAUCGUUUCGUUGCAAUGGCUCGAUCAAUAAAAUAUAGUUAACGGGAUGUAGUGAAAUGGAGAUCGAAUUGAAGAGACAUGUGGUGGGGGAAGUUCUUGGGCAUGGAAUUUUAUCAAUAUUCGAGGCACUACUGUAACUUGUUGUAGUGUAUAGACAGUCAAUAAUUACAGUGGUGCCUUUAGUAAUGCUUAAAAAACGAAACAGCUGAUUAUUUAUCAAUAUGUGAAGCACCAGUAGAGAAUCGUUUCGUUACAUCUUGUCAAUAUUCAAGGUAUUACUGUGACAUAUCGCGAUGCAUUGACGCGUCCAUUUCGUAUUCCUAAUUAUCGAUUUGGUAAAGUUAAAUGGAAUUGUUGGAAAAAAGAAUGUUUUACGAAGGUAAUCCUAGGGAUGCUGGUUAUGGUUGUUCAACUACGAUACACGUAUUGCGGAGGAAGUAUUAUCGAAGAUCAACGAAACGAGUGCCUAUAUCCAGAAAGUCUUCCAAAGGCUGGCCUUUCUUAGAGAAUACCAUUAUCGAACGAGUCGAUGAUUUUUGUGAUCCACAAAAUCAGGGUUGAAAUCAGCCCUGCUGAUUUACUGGUACCUUUUGCCUGAGAACAGUUUCACGGCGACAAAGGCUGGAAAUUAUUCGAACCUUUCCAUGUGGCACGUUUCGUUCAUGAAAAUGAAAUUAGUAAUACGAAAACAAGUGAAAUAAGUAUCUCCUGUUGUUCAUAUGAAAAUUCUUUCAAGCGUUGAUGUUUGUUUAAAUUAAUAUUUGUUCUUUAAUUUCUGCGUUAAUGAUCUGUAACCAAGAUCAAUCACGUUGAAUUUAAUUGCUUUAAAAUUGUUCAUUUUCCACUCACCAGCAGAUGCAUUUUGUAUUCGAAAGUGAGUAAAAUUCUAUUCGAAUAAUAUAUCACAAAUAAGACCAACUUAUAGAUUUAUUUACGAGAUUUACUCAGUUACAUAAUAAUAUUCAAUAAUAAAUAAACGUGCAAGGCGGUUUAUUUUUAUUUUCAUUUGUGUUCGAAGAGUUUCAGUUGUUAACGCAGAUUCUAAUUUCGAUUAAACGAAUAAUGGACGAAAAGUUUUCGUGCUCUAUUCGUUAUUCGAAAUUUGUAUCGAGUUUCUAAAAUACUCUAUGCGACCAUAAUUUUUUAAUUUUUAAGAAUUAAACCCAUUUAGUUUCCCACGAUAUAAAAGUACUUCCUAUUUAAAUACUUAAUGACAUCAAUUAUGAAUAAUUAGCCAGUGAAUUAGUCACAGGAAAGUCGAAUAAUUUCACGAACCCAACACUGACAGUGGUAAACCGAAAAAAUUACCAUUACCGAUCGUCGUGAAAUGAAACUGAUGGAGAUCAAAUUAAGGAGAAAGUAUGCUAAACAUACCGGAGUGUAUCUAUUAAAUAAUUGUUGUUUGCGUGCGAAGAGAUUGAAUGAGAGAACGAUCGUGCAGAAGGGAGAGAAAGAUGAAAAAGAGACAACAUUUUAUUAGAGAAAAAUUAAUGUGCAAUAAAGGAACGUUUCGACACGGUACUUUUAACUAUGAUAGGAGAUACGUAUUUGCUCAAAUCGUUGUUUCUUUUAUAUAUUUUAACGAAGUUUUUAUAUGAAUGAAUUAUAAUGAUAAAUAUACUAAAUUAUAUUUUUGCUAGCGUUCUACGUGCAAAAAGGAGUGAACUCCGCACACGUAUAUACAUUCAUAAACCGUACGAAAACAAGAAAAAUACAUGUAACCGUACACACACACACGCGCGCGCGCGCGCGCGCAUACACGCAAACACGCAUACACGUUCACGCAUACUCGAUACGUAGCAAACGGCAUAGAUUUACGAGCGACGGACCCGUAAUAUAAAUAGCUUAGAAGAAUUGUAAAUUAACUUUCUUUUUUUUUUUCUUUUUUCUUCUCUGAUUUACAACGUUUGGCGUUUAUUUAUUUAGAAGUAAACCGUUGCCUUAUUGUAUUCACGUAUAACAGUUAAGAUGUAAAAGCGACGUCCUAGGAGAGAAAUGGUCGGGAGACAAUGUUAGAUUGAAAAAAAGUUGGUAAGUUCGUAAAAAAAAUGAGCAGUAUUUUUAGAUUUACAUUAGCCUGAAUUUACUGCAGACUAUAUACGUUUAUAAUUGUUAUGUACACAGACACUUACACACGCGACGACGCACGCGCGAAACAUCUACACGUGCUACCAGUUUCACGCCUUCUUUAAAUUUUUCUCCGAUACAUAGCAGACUCAGGUAAUUCCAUUUUCAAAGUCGCUAAUAUUCCUCUCGCGUCAUUUUCCAAUGAAGUAGAGGGAGAAUUAUUUUUUAAUUUUCCCGUCGCAUCGAAAUCGAAUUUAAUCGAGAUUCAAACGAAUCGGCUGACGUUCCAUUGUUAUUAUAUCCUGCAUUCGCGUGCACGAUUUUGUUUAUUAAAAAAUAGAGAUUCAGCAACGAGAGAAAUGUCCAGCAAUUAAUUACGGAGAUCAAUGUUUGAACGGAAACUGGGAGGUCACGCGCGGACAUUAAUCGAGCAAGCGGCUUUUACUUAAACCGAGAUCACUGUACAUAAUGCUUGAGCAUUUAUUUAUAUCAUGCUUUCACAAGAGGACCCGUAGUAUUUUAUUUAGUUUCGUAGCCGGGGUUCACGCGCACCAUUUACCGCGUCGCACGACAUCAUUACAUUAUCGAGCAGCAGGAUCGCUCGUACGGAACAAGAGAGUGAGAAGAAAUCGGAUAGAAUGCGUGUGUAUGUGUGCGAAGAGGAAUUAAGAGAUAAAAGGUGAGAAAGAGAGAGAGAGAGUAUUUUACAAGACGAGAAAAAUAUAAGAGAGAAAAGUAGCGUGAAAUUAUUUAAAGGAAAUAUAAGAG
This is a messenger RNA of Hylaeus volcanicus, 7962 nucleotides long. RefSeq lists its product as uncharacterized. The record is from RefSeq and is a predicted model, not a curated record. Gene Ontology annotation, cellular component: PRC1 complex. The transcript is spliced from 12 exons. NCBI's taxonomy places the organism in Eukaryota, Metazoa, Arthropoda, Insecta, Hymenoptera, Colletidae. Gene Ontology annotation, molecular function: protein binding. The coding region runs from base 1273 to 2796 and encodes 507 amino acids.